Schistocerca cancellata (South American locust) is the source of this 2613-nucleotide messenger RNA. It is a transcript of the gene Axs, whose product is annotated as anoctamin-10. Gene Ontology annotation, molecular function: chloride channel activity. Gene Ontology annotation, cellular component: plasma membrane. The transcript is spliced from 15 exons. Gene Ontology annotation, biological process: chloride transmembrane transport. The record is from RefSeq and is a predicted model, not a curated record. Lineage: Eukaryota; Metazoa; Arthropoda; Insecta; Orthoptera; Acrididae. Bases 237 to 2420 code for a protein of 727 amino acids.
AUUGACAUCGAUGUACAGUGCGGUUGAAAUCCUUGGUUACUAUACACGUCGUGGCUACGAUCCAAGGUUCGUGUAACAUUUCCAAUGUUGCGGCCGCGCAGACAGUGAUCAUUAAACGCCGAAGAGGACGGAUGUGUAUUUACUUAGCAGAUACCAAGCAGAAUCCAGAGGUUUCGUAGCAGUGGAUACACGGUCAUGCUCUUGUGACUGGGCCCAUACGUCGCAGCGGCGGCACCAUGGACGACUCCACCAAGCCGUACAGUCGCUUCAACCGGCCCAACACCAUCUACGAGGAAGCUCGUAGGUCGACGGGCGGCUCGGACGUGCUGGCGGACCUGGACAGCGACAACAGCUCGAGCAGCGUGGGCACCGGCUCGACGGGAGACCCCGGAGAGGGGGUCGUCUUCCCGCCCACCUACCUGGUGCUGUCGUUCGCGCGACACGUCCGGCCAGAGGCGCUGCGCUGGCUCGUCGACAAGAUCCGCGGCAAGCGGCGGGACGGCGGCGCUGAGCUGUUCGUGCGCCGCCAGCCGCUCAGGCACGGAGAGGGCGUGACACUGCACAUCUCGGCAUCCAAGAUAAAGUUCCUGGAAGUGGCGGAGGAGCUGGAGCUGCGGAAGCGCGACUCCGCGGGCCUGAUGCGCGAGUUCCUGGUGAGCCAGCUGGAGGACUUCCUGGUGGACGGCAUGCACGUCGACGACCUGCUGACCACGGCCGACCGCCAGGCCAUCGUGCGCCACGAACUUGAAAACAUCCGUGCCCUGCCCGGCGACUCUUGUGUGCCCGGCUACCCGCAGCACCGCCUCUACGAGGGGCAGUCCAUAGUCCAGGUGUGCCUGCACUGGGGGAUCCUGGAGAGGCUAUACCCACUGCACGACCACGAGGAGCUGGACAGGCUGGGCAAGCAGUGGUACCGCUCCAUCUUCCAACAGCAGCCGUUUGAGGACAUCCGGCUGUACUUCGGCGACUCGGUGGCGCUGUACUUCAACUUCGUGAGCUUCUACACGACGGCGCUGCUGGCGCCCAUGGCGCUGGGUUUCCUGCAGCUCUUCCUGUCCUACGAGACGCUCGCCUUCUUCUGCCUCUUCAACGUCAUCUGGGUCACCGUCUUCCUAGAGAUGUGGAAGCGGCGGUGCAGCGAGCUGGCCUUCUCCUGGGGGACCAUCGACAUGACGAGCCUGGACGAGCCGCGCGCCAACUUCCGCGGCCAGAUGGCGAUGGACCCCAUCACGGGGCGCAUGCAGCCGCAGUUCCCCCGCUGGCAGACCAACCUCAGGAUGUACUGCGUGUCUCUACCCAUCGUGGCGCUGUGCAUGGCGGGCGCAUUCGUGGUGAUGUUGUGCUCCUUCUGGGCAGAAGACUGGGUGAUGAACCUGCACCGCGAGAGAGGUCUGCCGCACGCAGAGAUCUUCAUCCUGCUGCCGUCCGUCGUCUACACGGCGCUCGUCUUCGUCAUGAACGCCUACUACCGACGACUCGCCACCUACCUCACCGAGUGGGAAAACCACCGCACGCAGUCCCAAUUUGAGAGGCAUCGUGUUACUAAAUUAGUGCUUUUCGAGUUUGUUAACAACUUCAUGUCUCUCUUCUAUAUCGCCUACUACAUUCAAGAUAUGGAUUUACUCAAAUACCAAGUCGCUGUGAUGUUGAUCAUCCUACAGACAAUAAACCACUUCCAGGAGUGUUUCCUGCCGCUUAUCAUGAAGUACGGGGGCAGCAAGAUAUCGAGCUUGCUGUACGGCGACGAGCUGGCGACCAAGGAGUCGAUGAAGAAGGUGGCGCCGGCGACGGCGUCGGAGUUCGCGGCGGUGUGUGAGAUGCUGCACGACGUGCCCGAGCUGGAGCCCGACGACCCGCGAGUCCAGCAGGCGCGGGAGGAGGGCCUCAUGGAGCCCUACGAGGGCACGUACGACGACUACCUGGAGAUGUUCGUGCAGUUCGGCUACGUGUUCCUGUUCUCGUCGGCGUACCCUAUCGCCGCCUUCUGGGCCGUCUUCAACAACGUCAUCGAGAUCCGCGCCGACGCCUUCAAGCUGUGUCGCGUCUACCAGAGGCCGAUGGCCCGCAGAGUCAAGGACAUCGGCGCCUGGCAGCGCGCGUUUGAGGCGGUGGGCGCGAUGUCGGUGAUGACGAACUGCGGCCUGCUGUCGCUGUCGCCGCAGCUGCGCGGCCUGGCGCCCGAGCUGUCUUCUGUGGAGUGGCUGCUGCUGUUCGUGAUGCUGGAGCACGGCCUGCUCGCCGUGCGCUACGUGCUGCACCAGGUCAUCCCGGAGCGGCCCAUGUCGGUGCGCGUCGCGCUCGCGCGCCUCAACUACCUGUCCAAGCAGGCGCUCAAGCACGAGAGGAUGCUGAAGACGCGGCGGCACGCGCUCACAAGGAAGUACCGCACCAUCCACGGUCCGCACAACCGCAACCAGUAGCGAGCCCGGAUCUACAAUCUACAGCAGUCUACACUCUGCCUGCGCCAGCCGCGACCGCGGUCGCCACCUUUCAUGCCUUGGCCGUGCUCAUUUUUGUACUCUUGUUGACAUUUUUACAUUGUUACUUAAUUUAUAUUAACACGUUUGAUGAUAUUGUUCCUCUCUGGUUGAAAAAUAAAUAUUUAUGUUUGUA